Molecule: messenger RNA, 1322 nt
Organism: Mugil cephalus (flathead mullet)
Lineage: Eukaryota; Metazoa; Chordata; Actinopteri; Mugiliformes; Mugilidae
Product: ribonuclease inhibitor-like
Exons: 6
Coding region: 90-917 (275 amino acids)
Molecular function (GO): protein binding
Source: RefSeq, a predicted model, not a curated record
CACUUCAUCAGGAGAUCCAAGAGUUCCUGAAGUCAGAGAACAGAUCAGAGAAGGAGCUUUCUGAGAUCCACUGCUCAGCUCUGGCCUACAUGCUGCAGAUGUCAGAGGAGACUCUGGAUGAGUUGGACCUGGAGAAGUUCAACACAUCAUGGGAGGGACGACAGAGACUGAUUCCAGCUGUGAGGAACUGCAGAAAGGCUCAAUUUUCUGGCUGUGGACUCUCAGAGAGUCACUGUGAAGUUGUGGCCUCAGCUCUGAAGUCCAACCCCUCCCAUCUGACAGAGUUGGACCUGAGCAACAACUACCUGGAGGAUUCAGGAGUGAAGCAGCUGUGUGAUGGACUAAAGAGUCCAAACUGUAGACUAGAGACUCUGAGAUUGAGUUCCUGCAGUUUGUCAGAGAUCAGCUGUGAUUAUCUGGUCUCAGCUCUGAAGUCCAACCCCUCCCAUCUGAAACAUCUGGACCUGAAUGAAAACAACCUGAAGGAUUCAGGAGUGAAACAUCUGUGUGGUUUUCUGGAGAGUCCAGACUGUAGACUGGAGAUUCUGGGAUUGAGUUGGUGCAGGUUGUCAAAGAUCAGCUGUGAUUCUCUGGUCUCAGCUCUGAAGUCCAACCCCUCCCAUCUGAAACUUCUGGACCUGAGUUACAACUAUCUGAAGGAUUCAGAUGUGAAGCAGCUUCUUGAUCUUGUGAAGAGUCCAGACUGUAGACUGGAGACUCUGAGACUUACUCGCUGUGGACUCUCAGAGAAACACUAUGAAGUUGUGGCCUCAGCUCUGAAGUCCAACCCCUCCCAUCUGACAGAGUUGGACCUGAGUCUCAACAACCUGCAGGAUUCAGGAGUGAAGCAGCUGUGUGAUGGACUGAAGAGUCCAAACUGUAGACUGGAGACUCUGAGAUGUUUGCCAUUGUUCUAAACAGGACGGUAUGUGAGCUGAGAGAAGAUGAGCUGAGUCCUGAUGAUCCAGAUGUUGAAUCAGCAGCAGCUUGUGUGUAGAGAGACUCUGACUGGACCAUGUUACUGGGAGGUGGAGUCAAGAGGAGAGCUUCAUCCACAUGUUUCUCCAUUUGACAUCAUCGACAGAGCUGCAACUAACAGAACCAACAAAUAAAGUUGAAUUAUUCAGACACAUUAAGAACAAAAUAUUCGAUGUAGAUGUAAAGUUUCCAGCAUCAACAAUCCUUGCUCUUGUUUCUUGUUGUUGAUUGUGUAUAUAUUUGUCCCAUCUGUAUUGUAAUUUGUGUCAUGUGGUUGUCAUUUUACAGUGUAUCUUUGUUGUCAUAUGGUUGUAAAGUAAAAUAUCUCCUGGUUGUAUUUUGUA